AUGUUCAAGCACGCUUUCUACCAGUUUGUUUUCACCGCCGCUGUUCUCGCACUUGUGUCGGCUAUCCCGACUGGGGAGCUCGAACAGCGAGCAAGCUGCACGAUCUCCUCUGUCUCCACUGCUGCGUCCAUCUCGAGUUGCUCUUCGGUCACCAUUGAGGCAUUCACCGUUCCGAGUGGAAGUACCUUGACCCUCUCUCCGAUGUCGGGCGCGACUAUCACCAUGGCUGGUGAUAUCACCUUCGCCAAAACCACUAGUGACGGCCCGCUCUUUACCAUCGAUGGCGAUGACGUCACAUUCAACGGCGCGGGAUAUACAUUUGACGGUAAUGGCGCUGAUUACUGGGACGGUGAAGGCACAGAUGGUGGUGUUGACAAGCCUCAUCCAUUCUUGAAGUUCAAGGGCUCCGGCACAUACUCUGACUUCACGGUUUUGAACAGUCCCGCUCAGGCUAUUUCCAUCGGAAACAGUGACGGCCUUGUCUUUGAUAGCAUCACUGUCGACGACAGCGACGGUGAUACCGAUGACCUAGGCCACAAUACCGACGGUUUCGACGUUUCCGCUGAUAAUGUGACUAUCAAAAACUCGGUCGUCAAGAACCAGGAUGAUUGCAUUGCUAUCAACUCUGGCUCGACUAUCGUUUUCGAGAACAACAAGUGCUCUGGCGGGCAUGGUAUCUCUAUUGGUUCCAUCUCCAGCGAUGCAACCGUCUCUGGCGUUACCAUCUCUGGAAACACCGUCACCGACUCGAUGUAUGGAUUCAGAAUCAAGGUCAAGGCCACAGCUACAGAUGCGUCUGUAUCCGGUAUCACAUAUUCUGGCAACACCCUCAGCGGUAUCGAUGAAUACGGCGUUCUGAUCACUCAGUCUUACCCUGACGAUGAUGGUACCCCCGGAACUGGCGGACCCAUUUCGGACGUGAACUUCACUGGGAGCGCUACUACCGUCGUGGUUGGAGAUGACGCCGAACGACUGGUUGUCGACUGCGGUUCCUGCUCUGGAACGUGGGAUUUCUCCAAACUGACGAUCACUGGUGGUUCGGAAGGAACAAUUUCCAGUGACGAUGCUACUAUCUCCGGUGGAUCGUAUUAA
This is a messenger RNA of Desarmillaria tabescens, 1092 nucleotides long. Its product is annotated as glycoside hydrolase family 28 protein. Gene Ontology annotation, cellular component: extracellular region. Gene Ontology annotation, biological process: pectin catabolic process. The record is from RefSeq and is a predicted model, not a curated record. The transcript has 16 exons. The coding region runs from base 1 to 1092 and encodes 363 amino acids. Lineage: Eukaryota; Fungi; Basidiomycota; Agaricomycetes; Agaricales; Physalacriaceae. Gene Ontology annotation, molecular function: polygalacturonase activity.